AUGGCUGGUUGUAAUGGCACUGAAUCGUGGGUUCGAGGUGGGGAGGAGUUCAGAGGACAGCGCCUGCUUCCCAACAUCGUCGACUAUUACGCCCAUGAGGAGCCUGAUCGUAUCUUUGCCGCCAUUCCUAAGUCAAGGAAUGUUGCAGAUGGCUUCCGCGAUAUCAGUAUGAGAACUUUGGCGACGGCGGUAGAUCAUAUGGCUUGGUGGGUUGAUCGCGCCUUUGACGGAGUCUCUAAAAAGACAACACUGGCUUAUGUCGGCCCUUCUGACCUCCGCUACCCAAUCAUGCUGUUGGCGCUCAUGAAAUGUGGAUGGAAUGCCAUGUUCGUCUCUCCUCAAAACACCGGUAUCCAAAAUCUAGGUCUGUUGCAGGAGGCAGAUGUCCAUGGCCUUAUCUACGCGGAUGCCAUGUCCCCAUUAGCAGGGAGUCUGCAGCAAUUCGACCCAUUUAUGCCAGUUUUGCAGCUGCCAGAACUGAAUGAGCUUUUUAAGUCUCGGGCGCCUCCAUAUCACUGGACAGGCUCGUUUGCAGAACUCCAGGAUAAACGUUGCCUGAUUCUGCACACUUCCGGCACAACGGGUCAACCAAAGCUGGUGUACUACACCCACGGCACCCUAUCCUGCGCUGACAGUGACACGUUUAUGCCUGUUCCCGAGGGACGGCGUGCGCAGAAUGCGGACCAGUUCAACUUCUCUCCACCUGGCCGCUACUACUCGCCCUUCCCACCUCAUCACUUAGCCGGUCUGCAUGCCUACACCCUUCUACCUCUCUUUUCACAAACGGCCGCUUUUGUCAUGGGACCUCUUUUCGUCACACCAAGCGGGUCCCUGCUGAGCGCGAUUUUGCAACAACAGCCGCAGAUCCGAGCCAUUUACGCUCCCCCAUUUUUGCUUGAGCAGUGGGUGCUCGAGCCGGAAGCCUAUGACCAGGCACGACGCCUUGAGUUCAUACUUUUCGGUGGAGGGGCCCUGGCACCUAGGGUUGGACAUAAGCUGAGCCGGGUAACUGACGUGCGUCAGAUGUAUGGGUCUAUAGAAACCUGUCAUAUCCAGGUGCUUAUUCCUCAGCCCAGGGAAUGGGAAUAUCUCGAAUUCCUCCCGUGUGAUGAAUACGAGAUGCAGCCUGUAGGUGAUGGGGUGUAUGAGCUGGUGCUGCACUCAAACGAAAAGUCUCGCUCGCAUCUGUCAUUUGCUCAUAAUUAUCCCAAGGUGAGCACGUGGCGCACCAAAGACCUCUUUAUGCCUCACCCCACAAAACCUGGGCUGUGGCGCUUCCACUCCCGUACCGAGGAUAUCAUCAUGCUGGAGAAUAAUCUCAAGGUGUGGCCAAUCCCCAUGGAGACCAUCCUGAGAGGGAAUCCUCAUGUGGUUGGGGCCUUGAUUGUGGGAAAUGGUCGUCCAGAGCCAGUCCUCCUCAUUGAGCCCAGGCAUAGCUCUUACACGGAGAUGGGCAAAGAAAACCUGCUGGAUUCCAUCUGGUCUUCUGUCGUUGAAGCAAAUUCUGUUGCAUCAGACUAUGCGCAAAUACAACGGUCGCGGAUCAUCUUGUGCCCACCCCAGCUCGGCUUUUUCAGGACUCCUAAGGGGACCGUCAUGAGGAAACCGACCGAGUCCUUAUAUGUGGACCUCAUAUCUGCAACAUUCAAGGAAGACGAAGAUGAAUGUGGCGAUGAUGAGCAAGAAUAUUCCGGUGACCGAGCAGAUGUUGGAAUGCGCGAAGAUCGCCUUCUAGCUGCGACCUAG
Aspergillus sclerotioniger CBS 115572 is the source of this 1746-nucleotide messenger RNA. Its product is annotated as acetyl-CoA synthetase-like protein. The transcript has 3 exons. The coding region runs from base 1 to 1746 and encodes 581 amino acids. The record is from RefSeq and is a predicted model, not a curated record. NCBI's taxonomy places the organism in Eukaryota, Fungi, Ascomycota, Eurotiomycetes, Eurotiales, Aspergillaceae.